GCCAGCACAGAUUGCAGUGGAGGAUCCGCGCAGGGCGCACGCACAACGGAGAAUGGAUUACAACAACAGAGAUUUUUUUUUCUUUACAGCUACGCGCCCGUGAAGUGAUAAAACUGUGGGAUUUGAUUCAAGCUUUUUUUUUCUUCCGUUUUUUUGGGGGGGGCUGGGGGGGGGACACACGUGGAAAUAAUUGAAAGCCUCAGACUCGGUGAUUUCCUUCAUUUCUUGUUCUUUUGCGCGGUGGUUGCGGGUGCGAUCCCCGCCAGAGGCUGCAUGGUUUCUCAGAGGAGAGAGGGGACUGUUGCAAUGUCAUCUCACACAACUGCUUUGGAGCUCUGUGGCAGGGAGAUGCUGGGAUGAAGUGGUUUGGCAGUAUGUCCCUCAGCAGCAAAAGGAGUAAGAGGAGGAGUAGAUGGAGCUGCAGCUGCACCAGUAGCAGCGGUAGCAACAGCGCGCUGCUGUCUCUGGCCCUCAUGGUGGCGGUGACCCUCGUCGCCAACCCCGCCGUGGCUCAAAAGCAGCGGACUGGCGGCGCCCCGGACAAAGUGCCGGUCCUGAACAUUGCGGUGAUCCUGGGGCGCACGCGUUACAUCUCGGAGCGGGACAUCCGGGCGCUGUGGAGCAAGGAGGACCCCAUCGACGUCAACGUGGUCACACUGCUGGUCAACGAGACCGACCCGAAGAGCAUCAUCACCCACAUGUGCGACCUGAUGACCGGGACCAAGAUGCACGGCGUGGUGUUCGGGGAUGGCACCGACCAGGAGGCCAUCGCCCAGAUUUUGGAUUUUAUUUCCUCGCAGACGCUCAUACCCAUCCUGGGCAUCCACGGGGGGUCGUCCAUGAUCAUGGCCGAUAAGGACGUGAAGUCGACGUUCUUCCAGUUCGGUGCCUCCAUCCAGCAGGAGGCCCUGCUCAUGCUGAACAUCAUGGAGGAGUACGACUGGCACAUCUUCUCCAUCGUCGUGUCCAAGUUCCCCGGCUACCAGGAGUUCAUCAACAUCCUGAAAACCACCGUGGACAACAGGCUCAUGAGCACGUCACUCAGACAGGUGUCGCAGUCAGAAAGCUCCUCCAAAUAUCUCACAAUUCAGUCAGAGGUUACAACCCCCCUUCUUUGUCUUUAUCUCUCCGACCCCCCCCCCCCCCCGCUCAGGUACAUGAUGAACGUCACCUGGGAUGGCAGAGACCUGUCGUUCACAGACGACGGCUACCAGGAGUUCCCCAAGCUGGUGGUGAUAGUUCUCAACAAGGAGAGAGAGUGGGAGAAGAUGGGGAAACUGGACAACCGCAGCCUGACCCUGAAGUACCCGGUGUGGCCGCGCUUCAACUCCGACGGCGACGCCGAGAUGGACGACAACCACCUGUCCAUCGUCACGCUGGAGGAGAAGCCCUUUGUGAUCGUGGAGGACGUGGAGAGGCUCACGGGGACCUGCAUGAGGAACUCGGUGCCCUGCAGGAAGCACAUCAAAGACAACACAACUGAGGCUGGUGGGACGUACAUCAAGAAGUGCUGCAAAGGCUUCUGCAUCGACAUUCUGAAAAAGAUUGCCAAGUAUGUCAAGUUCACCUAUGACCUGUACCUGGUAACCAAUGGCAAGCAUGGCAAGAAGAUCAACAACGUCUGGAAUGGGAUGGUGGGAGAGGUGGUCUAUAAGAAAGCCGUCAUGGCCGUCGGAUCUCUGACGAUCAAUGAGGAGCGUUCUGAGGUCAUCGAUUUCUCCGUCCCGUUCGUGGAAACCGGGAUCAGUGUCAUGGUGUCCCGUAGCAAUGGAACGGUGUCCCCGUCAGCCUUCCUCGAGCCAUUCAGUGCAUCAGUGUGGGUGAUGAUGUUUGUGAUGCUCCUACUGGUCACUGCAAUGGCUGUCUUCAUGUUUGAGUACAUCAGUCCCCUUGGCUUUAACAGGAACCUGGCACAAGGAAGAGACCCCCACGGCCCGUCCUUCACCAUGGGCAAGGCCGUCUGGCUGCUGUGGGGUCUGGUCUUCAACAACUCCGUGCCAGUGCAGAACCCCAAAGGAACCACCAGUAAGUUCAUCGUGUCCGUGUGGGCCUUCUUCGCUGUCAUCUUCCUGGCCUCCUACACCGCCAACCUGGCCGCCUUCAUGAUCCAGGAGGAGUUUGUCGACCAGGUCACCGGGCUCUCCGACAACAAGUUUCAGAACCCGUACGCAUACUCGCCUCCGUUCCGCUUCGGGACGGUUCCAAACGGCUCCACGGAGAGGAAUAUCAGGAAGAACUACCCCGCUAUGCACCAGUACAUGGUAAAAUAUCACCAAACCGGAGUCACCGACGCACUUGUCAGCCUCAAAACGGGGAAGCUGGACGCCUUCAUCUACGACGCUGCGGUGUUGAAUUACGCAGCUGGCAGGGACGAGGGAUGUAAGCUGGUGACCAUUGGCAGCGGGUACAUCUUCGCCACCACCGGUUACGGCAUUGCUCUGCAGAAAGGCUCGUACUGGAAGCGACAGGUGGACCUGGCCAUCCUGGCCAUCAUCGGAGACGGUGAAAUGGAGGAACUCGAAGCCCAGUGGCUGACGGGAAUCUGCCACAACGAGAAGAACGAGGUGAUGUCCAGUCAGCUAGACGUGGACAACAUGGCUGGUGUCUUCUACAUGCUGGCCACGGCCAUGGGGCUGUCCCUCAUCACCUUUGUCUCCGAGCACCUCUUCUACUGGAGGCUCAGAUAUUGCUUCACUGGAGUCUGCACCGGCACGCCGGGCCUCCUGUUCUCCAUUAGUCGGGGUAUCUGGAGUUGCAUCCAUGGCGUCCACAUUGACAUGAAGAAAAAGUCUGAUUUGGACUUUAGCCCGCAGGACAAAAUGCUGAAACUCAUUAAAUCAGCCAAACAGAUGACAAACAUGUCAAACCUGGGUGGCUCCCACAUGAAUUCACCCAAACGUGAAUUCAUGCACUCGGCUGGUCCCAUGAUUAUGGACAUGAUGGCAGAGAAGGGCAACUUCAUUUAUGCUGACAACCGAAGCUAUGCUCCCAAAGAUAUGAUCUAUGGGGACACUGGUGACCUGCAGUCUUAUCUGGCCAACCGCCACAAAGACCACCUGAACAACUACAUCUUCCAGGGAGGUCAGCAUCCCCUGACCCUAAACGAUGCCAAUCCCAACACAGUUGAGGUGGCAGUAAGCGCCGAGGCAGUCCAAACCAACGCCAAGCCGCCCCGGACCCUGUGGAAGAAGUCGGUUGACACGCUUCGUUCGGCGCCUCCCGGGCCUACUCCGAUGCCCGACAUGCUGAUGCCGGACCCGAGAAUGUCGAUGAAGACACAGCGCUACCUCCCCGAGGAUGCAGCCCACUCCGACAUCUCCGACUGUUCCAGCAGGGCGGCCUCCUACAAGGACCCUGAAAAUAACAAGCACCUGAAACCCAAGGACAACUUAAAAAAAAGAUCCGUUCCAGCGAAAUACCCAAGGGACUGCAGUGAUGUAGAGCUGUCCUACUUAAAGACUAAGCAGGUCAUCGGCGGAACCAACCAGAGCGGGAGAGGAGGAGGAGGAGAGAAAAUAUUCACCAUCGACUCUGACCGAGAGAUGAGCCUGCACUCAGACCCCGUCCACUACCGCGAGAGCCGCGGCCUCGCCGCAGACGAUUUGGAUUAUCCCGAAAUCUACUCCGACCACAGUGACAACUACCGGAAGUGUGAGCAGCCCAUCAUUCACCUGAACUCUUCGCCUCUGCAUCACCCCGACUCCGAUCUCCUGCCGGACCCAGCUUACUCCAAACACUACAGCCUGAAAGAGAAAAACAUUGCCAUGUCCCCGCAUGAAUCCAUCGAGCGCUACAAACAGACACACUGCCGCUCUUGCUUGUCCAAAGUGUCCGCCAGCUACCCGCCGGGGGGGCCGUACACUCCUGCCGUAACCGCUGCAGCGUCUGCCACGCGCUCACCCUACAAUCGGUGCGAAGCGUGCCUCCACACAGCCAACCUGUAUGACAUUAGUGAGGACCAGCUGCUCGCAGACACCUUGGUCAGUCCGACCAUGCACCACCAACAGCAGCAGCAGCAGCAGCAGCAUCAACCGGACGAGAUGUUUGGCCUGUAUUGGCCACAGACGGAUGGGCCGCAUGUUCAGAAAAGAAACCGCCUGAGGCUGAGUCGUCAGCACUCCUUCGACAACAUCAUGGUAGAUAAGCCCAAGGAAAUGGACCUGGGCCGACCGGCGCGCAGCGUCAGCCUCAAGGAGAAGGAUCGCUUCUUGGACUCUGCAUCUGACUCGCACUACGCAAACCUCUUUGGCAUGCGCCCCUACUCCGGCAGACUGUUUGGCACCGGGUCCAAAUCGAUGCUGUUCAACCACAACCUGGAGGAGAGCAAGAGGAGCAAGUCCCUGUACCCGACCCAUGGCUCGGAUAACCCUUUCCUUGGUCACUCGCUGAGGGACGACACCAGCAGCAGACUGGUCCACGGGCGUAGCUCCUCUGAUAUUUACAGACAGCUGGCAGUGGCCUCGCCUGCACCGGUCGUCGGAGCGCCCCCCAUCAAAACACGCAACGACGCGAACAAUCUCCGUUCCUCCGUAAAAUCCACCACUUCAUACUGCUCACGAGACGGUCGGAUAGCCAAUGACAUGUACAAUAAAGAGCAUGUUAUGCCUUACUCAGCCACUAAGACUAGUGCAUACCCGGCCCCCCGAGGCGUCCUAAACUCAGCCCAGUUCAGCAAUAGACGGGUGUAUAAAAAAAUCCCCAGUCUGGAGUCAGAUGUUUAGUUGACAUAAGAAAAAAUGUGUUCUCUCCUCCUUACUGCUCUCUGGGUUUGUAUUAUAAUUUAUCAACUAUGUUAUCCACCAAGGGAUGCCAUAGCCACACUACGUUUUUCUUCUUCUCUUUAAAAAGAAAUUGUGCCCACUCGGGUAUGACAGUACUACUACUACUACUCUCUUUGCAGAUGAUAUCACCGUUUCUGUCCAUCCUCUGUCGUGUGCCAAUGAGUUGGUUGCUUGGCCAGCGCGCUGCCAUAUGGUAAUCUGCCGUAAAGGGAAGGGAAGGUUUUAAUAUGGUUUAGGAAAUGGCAUCGUCCCAUUAGAGGGACAGAGAAGGCCUAAGUUACAGCACAGGAGGACUCCUAUAGGCGCUGUUGGGAAUGGGGCAGUGGAUUCGUGACUGAAAUGUCUUGGGAACUGGCGAGGCAGAUGGGAGACGUAUGAUAUGAGAGGAGAAUUAGAGGGAGAGAGAAAACCUCUCUUUCAGCCCGUCCUCCCACCCCUCCCCCCUUUUUUUACUCUCCAACCUCCACUGUCAAGCUCGCAGCUUGCCGGUUGAGGAGAAGAGGCCUGACAGAUCGACCAGUUGGGCGCGUUUGAUGUCGCAGCCAGACGUCGAGACGUCCCAGGAGGGCAGAGGCGUCACAGUGAGCCAGUCCGACGGCCUGCUGCCUGUUACUCUGACAAAUAUGGCCACCGGGACACCUGGCAGUGCGAUAAUGGGGGCAAGAGAGGGAGAGAGUGGACAAGCGGGCUAAACGGCACAGAGCCUUCGCUAGUUCUUUUUGGCGGGAGGUUAGCGGCGUGCUUGGUGACGUUUUGGGUUUAUGUGUUGAGCCCUUGCUGAGGGCGACGAGAAGCUGAGAGUUAUGUAGGUGCUAUCAAUGAAUAAUGUUUACAGACUGACAGAUAAAAAAAAGACAAACUGACAAAAUGACUGAUAGAAAAGGACCCACGAGCAGGGAAACCUGAGGCGAUUAAACGGGCAUUUCAUUUAUGGCUCCGCACAUAGAAAAAUAAUUGCAAAACUAUUGCUGUUUUAUUCUAUUAAACUAUAAGAUUUAUUAGGGAUUCUGGCAUCCGGAUCCCCCUAUGUAGGAUUUUAGAGUUUGCUCAUUUGGUAGCACAAUAGCCAUUAGUUUGAAAACCUCUCUCCCACAAUUGCUUUGGAAAAAGCAUAGCUUUCUGAAAAAUACCAUCAAGAGUAGUAGAUUAUUUUGCAUGUGUUGAUUUGUUUUUUUGUGUCGGAGAAGACAAAAUACACACUAAUACACUCUAAGACACAUAUUUUACAUGUUUUUGAAAACCGUGUCCAGAUGCGGUGGGCGGAUAGUUGUACAAUCGAAACCUUUAUCGUUGACCUUCGUGCUCAGUAAAUCUGUGUAAAUCAGCAUCAUCCUGCUGCAGAGGAGCAAGGAAAUGGUGGAAGGGAAGAGAGCAAAGAGGAUAUAAACGAGGUGGAAAAUAAGGAUGAAAUCACGACUGGUUCCACCACCACCUUGAGUUCGGUAGGGGGGUCGCUGCUGAUGUGAGUUUGUUUUUUUGACAUCCCUGCCACUGAGAAACAGGGUAUUAGCUAUAAAAAAAAAGAAACACUGUUGAUUCCUUUCCUUCUUUCCUCCUUCCUACUUGUUCAUGACGCAUCACUAGAGUGUUGGAUAGCUAAAAGUAUUUAAUUUGAUUUCCUUUUUUUCGUAAAAAUGAACUUUGGUUGGCAGGUACAGCGGCAGUAGUGUGAAACGCGCUAACCAGUGCAGACCGGUUUAACCAGUCCGUGGUUAACAACUGUUGAUCCGCUGUCAACCGGAACUCUGGUGGAUCUGAGGACUGUUUCAGGCGGAUCCACCGCUUACCUUCAUAGGGUCGUUGGGUGCGACUUGGUGGGACUUGGUGGGACUUGGUGGGUGGAGAUGGAGAGAGGCGGAGCCAAGGAGGCUCCACCUUUACGCGCUCACCGAUCACGCGUCCAUCUUAGUGGGGAGGAAGUUGCGCGAGGGCAUGGCAGAACUCGGGUAAGCUCGAAGUCUUAACCAAAACAUUUGGGUCCUAAACUGAUUGUUUAUGCAUUUGGUUGUUGGUUCUUUUUUGAUAACACACAACAAGCAGAAAAGACUUGCACAUGCACAUUUUUCCAUGUACACGCGUGCCCACAAAAAACACUCUUUUUGGUAGCAUUAUGCUGUACAAACUGUACAGUCAGAGGAAAAAUCAUGUAACCAUCUUAACUAAAUGAUUGAUUUGCUUGAUUGAUUGGAUUCACAAAGCCAAAUUGUAUCAAAUAAAAUACCUCAGGAUGAUUCUGUACGUUUUGAGGGAGCUUCAGACGCAGCGGAACAGAACGGGAGGCGGUGCCGAUUUUUCGUAGAAAAAACAUUUAUAAAGAAAAAAAAGAAAAACAAGUGAUUUAUAGCGGGCGCAGAAUCAAACUUUUCUCCUUUUGAUGUUUACCAGUCCUAGGUCUUCCAGUUCGGCUCUUUGAGGCCCAAACUCAUGCAACCUAAGUAAAGAGAGAAGAAGGCGGGGGGGGGGCUCAUAUCGUUGUGCUCAGCGCGGGGGGGGAGGGGGUACUGGAAAAGGAGGCUGUCUCUUUGCUCUCCAUGGUUUUUAAAGGCAGUCCACGGCUUCAGCCGGUGUUUCAAUUCAAGCUCCAUCUGUAACAACUGCAGUCAUCUCGCCCUUUUGUACUCUUGGAAUACCGCGGUGAACCUCUCCUUGCUUCCUAGUCGGCUUCCCCGAUGUUGACCGACGAGCGACAUUUGUCUUUCUUUGCAUCUUAACUGCAUACUUAUUAUUAUUAUUAUUAUAAUUAUCAUAUGUAUCUUCACAUGCUGCUUGAGUGAGCUGACAAGUGAACAAUAUGCACAUGUAAAAAAAUAUCAAACAGCACCCUCGCAUUUUAUGAACUCAUGAUGAUUUGUUCUAUUUGUUCUACUUUUACAGAACUUUCAUAUAAACUGAUGCUGUUCAAACACACACUCAAACACACACACACACACACACAGACACACCCUUGUGAUGACAACCCUGCUCUUUUUAAUGACAAAAUGUAUUUUAAUUACAUUUAAUGAUAAAUAAUGAGGUGAUGGCAUGCAACCCCAGAUGUAACAAUUUGAAUGUUUUAUGUUCAUUUAUUUUUCUUUAUUUUUGUUAUGAUGUUAUGAUCACUAAUGCGUUGUAACCAGGUGUGAGUAUAUACAUAUUUAAGAGAGAAAAAAAAUAUGAUGAAGACGCUGCUACUGUUUUGGGGGAGAAGGCGGGGACCUGAACCUUAGUGCAACUUCCUCAUUGGCUGACGGGUCAUUAUCAGGCCGCCAGUCGCCCAAUGGGGUCGGGGAUCAGGGGUCAGGGGUCAGGGCUUGGGUCCGGUACGGCGGGACGUCCUUGCUCUUGCUCCUCCAAGGGCAGGUGAGAAUUACUGUAUCACCUGCUCCGCUUCUCCCUUCCCGCUCCUUCACCUGCGGUCGGGACUUCAACUGUAAAGAAGACAAAAGAAAAAAAGGAACCCUGCUCCAAAGAUACGAGACCUCUUUCUUUAUGGUUUGCUGUAAGAAUAGAGCUUUUUUUUUAAAAACUAAUACUUCCUCAAAGACUUUUAAGGAACUAUUUUGAAUAUAUUUAGAAAUGACACCUGUAUACAUCGCUUGUAAAUUCAUACUGGAAUACAUCAUCAUGAAGAAUUAUAAAUGAUAAAGAGUAAAAACAAUAUUUUUGGUGUGAAUUUCACAGGAGCUCUUCUGUACAGUGGCACUGUUUCUCUCUCUCUCUCUCUCUCUCUCUCUCUCUCUCUCUCUGUAGAGCGACUAGAAUAAAACUUCACCAUUCACAAGG
Pungitius pungitius (ninespine stickleback) is the source of this 8543-nucleotide messenger RNA. RefSeq names its product glutamate receptor, ionotropic, N-methyl D-aspartate 2A, a (gene grin2aa). Gene Ontology annotation, biological process: long-term synaptic potentiation; monoatomic ion transport; excitatory postsynaptic potential. Gene Ontology annotation, molecular function: NMDA glutamate receptor activity. The transcript has 15 exons. NCBI's taxonomy places the organism in Eukaryota, Metazoa, Chordata, Actinopteri, Perciformes, Gasterosteidae. The record is from RefSeq and is a predicted model, not a curated record. Gene Ontology annotation, cellular component: plasma membrane; NMDA selective glutamate receptor complex. Bases 357 to 4721 code for a protein of 1454 amino acids.